CUGGAUACUGUCGAGCAUGGAUAUUGGACUAUGCAAACAAGGCACAACCGUUGCAAACCAGUGCAACUCAGUGCUUGAAUUUGACUGAUGAUGUGAUUUGGACAGACGAGUGUGAAAAGGCAUUCAUAGAAUUGAAACAGGCAUUAGCUAUGGCCCCAGUUUUGGGAUUGCCUGACUAUGACUUGCCAUUCCAUCUCUUUGUGUGUGAGAAAAAUGGAUACAUGUCAGGGGUGUUGUGUCAGCUUCAUGGGGGAAGAUACAGACCGAUAGCGUAUCUGUCUAAGCAGUUGGAUCCAGUGGCACGAGGAAUGAUUCCAUGCUUGAAAGCUGUAGCAGCAGCAGCAGCAGCUGUAAUAUCUUGUACUAACCUGGUUCUGUUACAUCCUCUCACUGUGCACGUCCCGCAUGCAGUACACUCUUUACUCUUACAAGCUAACACUCAGCAUUUAACAACAUCUCGACUGCUUUCAUACCAGCAUGUGUUACUAACUCAAUCGCAUGUAACUCUGGUACGCUGCUCAGAACUUAACCCUGCCACACUGCUUCCAACUGCAGAGGACGGUGAACCCCAUUCAUGUUGUGAGGUGGUAGCCAUAUGCACCAAACCUCGACCUGACAUUAGCGAAACCCCAUUGUUGAACUCUGAUUUGAUAUUGUAUGUUGAUGGCUCAUCAAUGAGAGAUGAAUGUGGACAACAGAAAAGUGGAUAUGCAGUUGUAAACCCUUUUGAAGUUGUGGAAGCUUAUUCACUCCCCUCUGGCUACUCAGCACAGGCUUCAGAGCUUGUGGCGCUAAUUCGAGCAUGCAUCUUGGCAAAGAACCAAUCUGUUUGCAUCUAUACUGACAGCAGGUAUGGAUGGGGGGUUGUGCAUGAUCAUGGAGCAAUUUGGAGAGAGAGAGGGUUUCUCACAGCAGCUGGCAAACCAAUUCAACAUAAACAACUGGUUGAGAUGCUCCUGAAGGCCAUUCAAUUACCUUCUGCUAUAGCAGUCGUAAAAUGCGCAGCCCACUCACACAAGACAGAUGAAAUCAGCCAGGGCAAUGACAGGGCAGAUUCUGCUGCUAAGCAGGCAGCAAAGGGGGGUGAGGAAAUUCCACCAAAUUUCUUGUCCUGCCCUGAAAUAACACAGUAA
This is a messenger RNA of Engraulis encrasicolus (European anchovy), 1133 nucleotides long. RefSeq lists its product as uncharacterized. The coding region runs from base 150 to 1133 and encodes 327 amino acids. The transcript has a single exon. Lineage: Eukaryota; Metazoa; Chordata; Actinopteri; Clupeiformes; Engraulidae. Gene Ontology annotation, molecular function: RNA-DNA hybrid ribonuclease activity; nucleic acid binding. The record is from RefSeq and is a predicted model, not a curated record.